AACCUAAUCCACACUUAUAAGGAAUUUUACACCCGGAAGUUGUUUGUUUUGAUGAAAAAUGACAAAAUGGAAGUAUGUUAUUGAAUGGUUGUUUACCUCUUUGAUAUUUCAUUAUGGUUAUUCUGCAUACAACAUAAGCAGUGAUAUUUGCCUUGAAAAGCUGUUAGAUUUUGCAUUUGGAGAUAAAGGAUGCAAGUUUACGUUGGCAGAAGCUAAACAAAGGCUUGAAGGAGACAAAAGUGUCUGUCCCCGAAAAUGUCACGUAAAAAUAAACAACUUAGAGGAAAAGAAAUGGAGUUUGACAGUCACAUAUCGAUUGUCAUCUAUAGAUCUGAGUAUCAAUGGCUUGAUCGAGGAUUCAGUGGCAAUCCAAAGGGAAUGUGGCUUUGUAUAUAGAGAAAGGAGGUCUUUAGAAAUAAAUUGCAAAACGGAUUCAAAACUUUGGAAUUUGAAAGUGAACGAAACGUGCCAGCGAGAUGAUCAGUGUUCAACGGUUUUUGGUUCUAUUUGUCAGAAUAAUACGUGUGUCUGUAAGCCUGGAGUUGUCCCAUUAAAUGAUUCAGAGCCGGUCUUAGAUGGGAAUUUACAAGCAUUUAUCCAGGACAAGAAAGACGAUGAAGCUGUCAGUGUGACAAUUGGAGCUGUUUUUGGAAGCUUUAUUUUAGGCAUUGUCCUAACUGUUGUAGUUGGAAACAUUUAUCAACGUCUUCGAUAUAGAAAAUUUAAAACUAAAGAAUGUUCAAGAUCAGCAGUAUUUAAUAAUGCUACUUACGAGACUGAAAUAGAUGUACUCCAAAACAAUCCUCUCGAAAAACGCUUCAAUGAGAAAAAAGAUGUAAACGUGUCACCUUUUGCCCACUCACAUGAAUUAAAAAAGAACAGAAACAAUGAAGGAGAUAUAAAAAGUUCGACGGAAAAUAAUGACGUAAACAAUGACGUAUACAAUCAUCUGCUUGAAAAGGAGGAAAAUCUCGACGUAGAUGAAAAUUAUGACCAUGCCCAUGGAAACAUAAAUCCUUCAAUGGAAGAAAGUGACUACAGUAAUCUCAAUACUGGGAGAACUUAUAUGGGAUCCAAUAUUUUUGCUGCAGAACAAAAUGAUUAUGACGACCAAGAGCCAGUUAAUGAUUACUGUUCACUAAAACAAUAAAUAAAAAUUAUUACAUUUGUGUGCAUAGCAAGGUUGCCCAUUAUAUUAAAUUUAUGUCACUUAAUUUCUAACCGUUUGUUGCCUUUGAUUUCAACUCAACGAACAUCAUUAAAAAUAUAAAGGUAAAAAAUAAACUACAACCUUUCAAAACAUAUCAAUAUUUUUGUCAGGAUUUUUUCUUUCAUAAUUAAAAAUUAUCACACAAUCAAUUUAAAUAUUUUUUUUAAUGUUGUCGUCUCAGUAAGAGGUCUCCAUUUAAAGUUAGAUUAAAACUGACUCGGACACCCUAUACAGAAAAUUUUGCGAACAACUUCUCAUAAGAAUUUUCGUUCAAAUCGCGUAAAUAAUAUUUUUUUUAUUAUAAAGGACUUUGGCUGUUUAGGCUGAUAUUUUAUCAAGGUCAUUUGACAUGUGUUUUUGUAUAUAUGACAGUUUUUGAAAGCCAACAUUGUAAAGCCGAACAAAAGACUAAUUCAGAUAAUCACCGUUUUGAGUCCAUUGCUACACAGU
This is a messenger RNA of Saccostrea cuccullata (small rock oyster), 1660 nucleotides long. RefSeq lists its product as uncharacterized. The coding region runs from base 59 to 1150 and encodes 363 amino acids. Lineage: Eukaryota; Metazoa; Mollusca; Bivalvia; Ostreida; Ostreidae. The transcript has 9 exons. The record is from RefSeq and is a predicted model, not a curated record.